Molecule: messenger RNA, 1638 nt
Organism: Fusarium subglutinans
Lineage: Eukaryota; Fungi; Ascomycota; Sordariomycetes; Hypocreales; Nectriaceae
Product: component of actin cortical patches LAS17
Exons: 4
Coding region: 1-1638 (545 amino acids)
Source: RefSeq, a predicted model, not a curated record
AUGGCCGAACGCUGGGACCGCGAUCGCUUUGAGCGAAUGCGCGGCGAACAGAACAGAGAUCGCUUCGAUGAUGAUCGCUCUUAUACACGCAGCACACGAGGCCGCGACCACUCAGAUGAGCGAUAUGACCGUCGACCUGGCCGCGGUUACUACGAAGAAGAAGACAUCCGUGACCGUCGCUACUACGGCGAUGAUUCUCGCCCUCAGCCUCAGCGAGAAAGAGAGCGAGAUAUGCCACCUCCCUGGGCUCGCCGCACAGAUGUUCUAGAGAGAGAACGAGAGCGAGAAUUUCCUCGCCGCGAAUCUCCACCUCGUCGACCAGGUUUCCUCCGCCGACAAUCAUCUCUUGACACCUUUGACCGCCGACCACGUUUCUUCCAGGACCGUGAGGAAUACCCCCCUCCUGCCCGCCGUGAGGAUAUCCGUCCUCGAGAUCACCGAGAUCCUCGGGAUGACUACCGUGCUCCUCCUUACACACCUAUUCCUCUUCCCAAGAGCCGAGGACUGCCUCCACCUCGCAGAUACGGCGACGAGUACUAUGACGACAUCAAGAUUGCCGAGCCCGACUAUUAUGGCGACGAGGAUUACCGAUCCAUGCCCGAGCGUGUUCGCGAGCGAGAAUACACUCGGUCUCGCAAUCGUCGUGGACGCAGCCGAGAAUCUCGGUCAACUCGAACUCGCUCUGUUCGAAGCAGCUCGUAUUCUUCAUCUUCAAGCCGCUCCUCUAGCAGCAGCGGUGGCACUACAGUGAAGAGCGAGUAUCCUAAGAAGGGCAAGACUCGCAUUCCUGCUAAGCUUGUUUCUAAGCGAGCUCUCAUUGAUCUCGGAUACCCAUUCUUUGAAGAGGGCACCACAAUCAUUGUGCAAAAGGCUCUUGGUCAAGACAACAUCGACGAGCUUCUCAAAGUCAGCGAGGAUUACAAAAAGGUUGAAGCUGAAAUUGCCGCCUCUCGAGAACAAAAGGCACCUACAGCUGCUUUGCCUGCACCUCCACCCAAGGAAAAGGUCAGAGAGCCAACCCCGGAACCACCGCCGGCCAAGACUCCCCCGCCUCCCGCUCCCCCAGUUCAAGCUCCUCCAGCUGCUGUUCCGGUCGUAACCCCAGCUCCUCCCCCACCUGUUCAAAUGAUGCCUCCUCCUCAACAAACUCCAAUGCCACCUCCACCCGUCCAGAUGAUGCCUCCUCCUAUGGCUCAGCCUGGACCACCGCCUGGUUUCUACCAGCCUGGGCCUCCUCCUCCGCAACAAGUACCCUUUGAAUAUGCCGAGGAGACUGUCAUCCGAGACGUUUCGCCGUCUCGGUUCACCACAACCACCACUUCCUCGAGCUGGGACUCUUACCACCAUCAUCACCACCCCACCGAGGAGCUCGUCGUUCGAUCUCGCUCUCGAUCCCGAAGUGGACGCGACAUCCGAAAGGAGAUCAAGGCUCUCGAACGUGAGCUGGCUCACCGUCCUCGAGGCCGUUCCACCAGCGGCGAAAUUGUCCGUGCCGAGCGCUUGCCCGACGGACAGCUUGUUAUCCGAGAAGAAAGAUUGGAGAAGGUGGUUGAACACCGCAAACCUCCUCGUAUUGAGAAGGACAAGAAAGGACCCCCUCCUAAGCUCAUGCGGGCCAUGUUUGCUACUCUGACUUGA